AUGCAUAAGGCUUGGAAGGAGAAGCUCGUUCCGAAUGGCACCCCUAUACAUUUCCUGGCUGAUGAUAAGGGCACGUUCACCAGUUCAACGGGCCUUGAGUCGUUUUCGAUGCGGUAUCCUUGCUACGCGUGCCUCGAGUCAAGCUUCUGCGCUCAUGAGGACGGCCUAGCACUACGUCAACGACAUCUAGGUUCUGCCCCUUGCGUCAGAGGAAGGCCCAAGGGAGGUCACUGUGAUGAGCGCAAAGACGAUUCUGGCCGCACUGAGCUUCGUGUUCUGAAGCUGUGGAAAGAGGAACGACAAAAGCCUUGUGACCUCGAGCGACGACGAGUGACGUGGCAUCCAGGCUUCAUCCAAAAGGUAGCAAUCAUAUCUCAACUCAUGCGGUGA
Molecule: messenger RNA, 390 nt
Organism: Desarmillaria tabescens
Lineage: Eukaryota; Fungi; Basidiomycota; Agaricomycetes; Agaricales; Physalacriaceae
Exons: 4
Coding region: 1-390 (129 amino acids)
Source: RefSeq, a predicted model, not a curated record